CCUCGGACACCCUGCGCUGGCUGGCUCUGCUGCUUGCUUAGGUGCUUAGCAGCUUAGGUCCUAGGUUCUUCCUCCACGGCGGGCCUGUACCGGGCGGUGUCUUGCUUGUGUUCCGCCACAAACCUCCCCUCCUCCUUCCAAUCCCUUGGGGAGCCACUUCUCGCCCGCGUUCGCCUUUCAGACGCCUCGCCUUAACAUCACACACAGACUUCCAUUCUAAGCGGCCCUGUUCCUGUAUCUUACCUCGCUUUCUAUACGCUAUUCGCUUAGAACAAAACUAAAGUAAACAUCCGCUUACAUCGGAGGGAUGAACCGCAGCAUCUGAUCUGACUACAUACAUCUCUCAUUGUCCGUCCAUCCGUCCAUCCAUCCAUCCAUCUCACACCAACACAGAAUCUGCUGGUCUCAUCCAAAUCCACACCACCUCAUUCUUUGCCCGUUAUUGCAGAACAUCACACACACACACUCACACACGCAUACAUCCACACACAUCCCUUUGACACUAGCGUCCGAGCCCAAGCUCGGCCCCGUACAUACGAAUACUGGCACCGCAUCAUACUGCCAUACCUCAGCAUUCAUCCGACUCUAUCUCCGCUUUGUCCUACUUUCACCCUAGCCCAGACCGCCGUCGAGUCUAGGGCAUCCACUCUCCAGUCCGCCUCCCGUCCCUCAUAUCAACCACGGACGUCCCCUCCUUUCAUCAUGGGCACCAUUUGGAGAACAGAGCCUUUACCACCUCACCUGUUUGACGAUAUGGCGUCGAGUUCAAGCCGGAAGCCCCAGAUCUUUGUCCACUUCGAAUUUGGGGUCUCAUUCUCACCGAGACAUGCACCCAACCAACACUCCGUCACAUACGCCACUCGUGGUUUCCGUGAUCGCGCUCAGUUUCCCAGACAAGUUCCACCAACAAAUACAAAUUAUCUAGCAGAGCCCUCACACUCAGCCCAUCAACAACAACAACUUCAACCCACACGAUCUUCACCACCCAUCCAAGAAUACUACGCACCCCAAGCGCAACCACCAAUGCCGCCACACUACGAAGUUAGCAGACAAUCUCGACAAGAGAGUCGAUCGAGCUCCUCACACGAACGAGGUAGCUCGGCCCCGCCGCCAUGGAACGACAGCCCCUGGGAUGCCGAACCAGAUGCUCUAGGAAGCUCAGCGCUCCCACGCCAACGACCACGGCCCCAGAACGCCCCCGACUACUGGAAAGCGUUGCCCGAAGUCCCGUCACGUUUCCGACUGGGCGAGGACGAGAUGCCGUGGUCAACCUCAUCGUGGCCAGGCGAGUUCGGCAUGCCCGACGAGUCCGAGGUCAACGACUACUCUUCCGAGUUGUCCAUGAAGUUCCGCGACGUCUCCCUCACCAACGCCACCCCGGUGGCUCACGAGAGAGGGGACGAUGGGCGGAGACAUGACCUGGAGGCGCUCUCUGCGGCAAUGGUCACCGUCGACAACGGCUUCGAGAACCAGUGGUGGUACCAGGGCGAGCGACAGCAGAUCAACGCACCGGGGGUGGUGGCUGGCGACUUGCACACCACGACGACGACAAACGCGGCGGCGCUGGCGAGCACGACGACGACUGCCGAGGCGGUGGUGCCUCUUCCUCAGACCCCUGUGUACCACCAGCAGCAGCUCGGGAGCUAUGACACGAGGGAGUCGAUGGGGUGGGUAACUGCCCAGGGCGGGGAUUCCCACGCGAGCAUGAUGAGUGCUACAAUUUACAACCCGAGUGUCUUGGUAUCACCCAUGUCGGAGUACGCGAGCCCCCGCCUUCACCGGUCGAUGACUACGAGGUCUGAGGAGCUCUUCUUUUACAGCUAAAAAGGAUGAUUCAUUCGAGCAUGAAAUGUUUCAAAGCAUGGCGUACAGGUUUUAUCAUAUUAAUGGUGGUGUUUUUUGGGAUCGCCGGAGAUCUAGGGGUACAAUUGGGAUUCACCGUGGUUUAGUCUGGAGAGACUAGAUUAUCCUGGUUGAAUAUGGAGUUCUCUUUUUUAGUUGGAGCUUUCUUAUGGAGGAUAUAUCCAAUAUGUGCCCGAUUUCUUGGACAAGAAAGGGCCCUUGAUCUGAAGGAGAGAAGAAGUCUGGG
Molecule: messenger RNA, 2089 nt
Organism: Colletotrichum scovillei
Lineage: Eukaryota; Fungi; Ascomycota; Sordariomycetes; Glomerellales; Glomerellaceae
Exons: 1
Coding region: 703-1824 (373 amino acids)
Source: RefSeq, a predicted model, not a curated record